Messenger RNA from Oncorhynchus mykiss (rainbow trout), 3148 nucleotides. RefSeq names its product tetratricopeptide repeat protein 39C. Gene Ontology annotation, biological process: otolith morphogenesis; cilium assembly. Gene Ontology annotation, molecular function: protein binding. NCBI's taxonomy places the organism in Eukaryota, Metazoa, Chordata, Actinopteri, Salmoniformes, Salmonidae. The record is from RefSeq and is a predicted model, not a curated record.
UCCCUGUCGACAAGAAAAAUAUGAUCGCGCAGCGUUUCUAUUUCGGCACGUACCCCGACCCAGAGAAAGACGGACAUACAAAAGGGUGAAGAAAACGAUGUAACUCAACGGUAUUGUUGUACCGCAAACACUUUUUGCUAGAAUUAAAGUAUUAUUUAUAAGAACAUGAAAUAGCCGUUGUUAGUUCGAAGUAGGCUACUGCUAGCAGGCUACUGUACAGCAGUUGCAACGAGACGAGGUGCAGUGCACACCUCCCCCACAAGUCUAGCCGCUGUCACUUCCAUUUCACCGGUGUGUUUUGGUUCGAUAGGCGGUGCGCGCUGACAAUUUGUCAAUCAGUUGUCGACACUAAAUAGACUGGUUGUGAUCGAUGGCGAAACCAGAACCAGCCCAGCAACAUGUGGAGGAGAAAGCGGAGGAGAUUGACGACGCAGAGUUGGCAUUUAAAGGAAUAAACAUGCUGCUCAACAACGGAUUCAAGGAGAGCGACGAUCUGUUCAGAAAAUACAGGACCCACAGUCCACUGAUGAGUUUCGGAGCCAGUUUUGUCAGCUUUCUGAAUGCCAUGAUGACGUUUGAGGAGGAGAAGAUGCAGAUGGCCUUUGAUGACCUCCGAGCCACUGAGAGACUGUGUGAGAGCGACAACACUGGGGUCAUAGAGACCAUCAAAAAAAAGAUCAGGAGGAGUGACUCCCAGAGGUCAGGGGUGGCAAUAGUAGACCGUCUCCAGAGACAGAUCAUUGUGGCAGACUGCCAGGUGUACCUCGCCGUCCUCUCUUUCAUCAAACAGGAACUCUCAUCAUACAUCAGAGGAGGCUGGAUCCUCCGCAAAGCCUGGAAGAUGUACAACAAGUGUUAUAGCGACAUCAGCCAGCUGCAGGAUUGCAGCAAGAGGAGGUCCUCCGACCAGCAAGGGUCUCCCUCUCCAUCCACUGAACAGGCCAACCGCAACCACGCCACGCCCCCAACCCAGAUGACCAAUGGGGUGAGCCCGGAGGCCCUGGAGAGGCUCAAGGGCUCGGUCAGUUUUGGCUACGGCUUGUUCCACCUGUGCAUCUCCAUGGUACCGCCACACCUGCUGAAGAUCGUCAACCUUCUGGGUUUCCCUGGCGACCGCCACCAGGGGCUGUCCGCCCUUACGUAUGCCAGUGAAAGUAAGGACAUGAAGGCCCCCCUAGCUACGUUGGCCCUCUUGUGGUACUAUACGGUAGUGCAACCCUUUUUUGCCCUGGACGGCUCAGACACACAGGCCGGCCUGAUGGAGGCUAAGGCUAUCCUCCAGAGGAAGGAGCCUGUAUACCCUAACUCCUCCCUCUUCUUGUUCUUCAAGGGCAGGGUGCAGCGCCUGGAGUGCCAGAUCAACAGUGCCUUGAUGUCCUUCCAAAAUGCCUUGGAGCUGGCUACAGACCAGAGGGAGAUCCAGCAUGUGUGUUUGUAUGAAAUAGGGUGGUGCAGUAUGAUCGAGCUGAGGUAUAGUGACGCCUACAGGGCCUUUCAGCGUCUGGCAACUGAGUCACGCUGGUCCCAGUGCUACUACGCCUACCUAACUGGAGUGUCCCAGGGAGCAUCAGGAGAUCUGGAGGGGGCUGCCGCUGUCUUCAAGGAUGUGCAUACGCUUCUGAAACGGAAGAACAAUCAGAUAGAACAGUUCUCUAUGAAGAGGGCGGAGAGGCUAAGGAAACACUCCCCAUCCAGAGAGCUGUGUGUCCUGGCUGUGAUCGAGGUACUUUACCUGUGGAAGGCUCUACCGAACUGCUGCACCUCUAAGCUACAGAUCAUGAGCCAAGUUCUGCAGGAACUAGAUGACGUCUCAAUUGCUGGCCUGAAAAACCUGCUUCUUGGUGACAUACACAGAUGUCUCGGCAACAUAAAAGACGCCAUUGAGUGCUUCCAUCUGGCUGCCGGAGAUGAGGUGGGUCGUCAGAACAACUCCUAUGUGCAGCCCUACUCCUGCUACGAGUUGGGCUGUGUUUUACUGGACAGCCCUGAGUCUGAAGCGAAGGGCAGAGCUCUGAUGCUUCAGGCCAAGGAUGACUUUGCUGGCUAUGACUUUGAGAACAGGCUCCAUGUACGCAUCCACUCAGCUCUGGCUUCCAUGAGGAAGGAGGUGGCCCCACCUUGACUACUGCCCCAUUCCUCCACCAUACAUCCACCCUAGCUCUGCGUUGAGGGUAGAAGGAUCUGGAAACAACUACAGAAGCCAUCUUGAUCUUCACUGUGAUGGUUCACUGCAAUGUGUUUGUUUCAGUUGACUUAUGUUUGUAUAAUGAAUGUGCCAUCAAGUUUGUAAUGCGUAGUUUACAGUAAAUCUCCUGGAGGGAUAGUGCAGACUACUGGAGUGUAAUUGUGUGUUUCAACCAGAUCAAAUAUGUACAGUAGUUGCUGCUGGGAGGCAAAUGUAACUUUUUACCAAGGAAAAAUAUAUUGGGGGAAAAUCUGUCAGUGAGACAGCAGGUAGUCUAAUGGUUAAGAGUGUUGGGCCAGUAACUGAAAGGUUGCUGGUUCAAAUCCCUGUGCCGACUAGGUGAAACAUCUGUCGACAUGCCCUUGAGCAAGGCAUUAACCCAAUUGCUCCUGUACGUCGCUUUGGAUACGAGCGUCUGCUAAAUGGCUAAAAUGUGAAUAGUACCAUAUCUUUCUCCCAUAAGAUAUGAAAGGGUUCUGAUUGAAAACUGUGUAUGACGCUUCAUUAUAAAGCAGUGAACUUGUGCCAUAGAAACCCUACUGUCUAGGUUUCUGCCAGAUGACCUCAAAGUCCUGUUGCUCUUACAGUAGUAAACAAUCUGAAUGCACAAUCCCUGUGCUACUACUCAUCACCUGGCCAUUGUCACUGUAAAUUGACCUUAGGUUAUACAUUGUGAAUCCAUUAAAGAUAUCCUCAAACAUGUUACAACGUUGUUACUUAAAAAAAACAUGUUUUUACUGGUUUUAAUAACAAGUCUAUUGAUAUUGAAAGGGAAAACCCCUAUUCAUAUCACUGUAAAUAUAGAUAUGGUACUAGCUAAAUUACAUUGUCCUUUUGGCACUCACUUAUGUGUAUAACAUCUACACUCUGCUGUACUUGUAUUUGCUGGAGACUGGUUUUCCUUUGUUGCUGUGUUUUUUAUGUAUAAGAUCAUGUGUUAAAACAAUACAUCUCUUAAAUCUA